GGUAGCCGUUGUCAAUGUCAAUUGUUGAUGUUUUUGUUUUGAAUUAAUCUCCGCCAAAUUUUAAAAUAUAAAAUAAAAAGGAUUCUAAUGAAAGUAAUGGUCAUAGAAGUUACUGAUAAUGUUUUUUUUAAAUAAUAAAAUUACAAAUGGCAACAGAAAAUCAAGGUGAUAAUAUAAAAAAAUAUGAUUUAAAGCUUAAAUCUAGGCCUAAAGAUGGAGUCAUAUUACAACUUCAUCAUACAAUUCGAGGAUCGAAUGGAGAGAGUAGACGUAUUCGCUUUACAGUUGGAAGCUUUGAAGACACACAAAAUAAGUUAGCAUGCGCUGAUAAUGUCGGCAAUAUUUUUUUAUUACAUUUUGCCGAUUUACAAUUCUGGAAACUGAAAAACCUUGGUCCAUGCACUGCAUUGCAAUUUGUUCCGCAUGAUUUGGAGACUCUAGUAGUCGCCACGACGAAAAAUUUGGAAGUUGUAUUUGUUGAUAGUGAAACUACAAAAAUUACACUCACUUUGACGGGUCACACAGCUCCUAUAAAACACAUAUCAUUUUCAAACAGCAAAAUUAACAACUUACUCACAGCUAGUCCAGUUGAGGCUAUUCUAUGGGAACUCAAAAAUCAUACCAAAUAUUUUACUCUGAACACUAAUUCUGGCCCUCAAAUUCAACAGAUCUUAUUUACACCAGCUAGUGAAUAUUUGGUAGCUUGUUUCCAAAAUGAUACUAUUCAGAUUUGGAGGCAUGAGACAAUGAAAUCUGUCAAACAAAUAAUACCCAGUGAGUUGAAGCAUUUAAAAAGCGUAGCAUUCACUAUGAAUGGCAGAGCAAUGGCCAUGUCUGGGCUGGCACCUGUGUUGAUCUUAUUUAGUAUGGACACAUGGAAAGCAUUAAAAUCUGUUGAUUUGCUGAAAUAUAAUAUUUCAGGCAUUCAACAACUUUCUUUUAUACCACAAAUGUUUGAUGGAGGCAGCAAUAAGAUUCUAGCUCUGUUGAGCAGUGAUUGUAUUUUAUAUUUUUUGGAUAUUGAAUCACUUAAGGUUAUACAUAAAAUUCAUCCAGAGUCAUCUGGAAUAAGAAAAUUUGUAGUUAGUUCUACUGGGAAAUAUUUUCUUUGUAUUUUACAGCAAGGAGAAGUGAAUAUUUACAAUUCAUCAUAUGUUAUGGAUUAUGCUAAAAGUUCAUUGGAUGAAACAACACCGAAAAAUAUGUUGCCUUGUUCUUCAAUAUCUCGCAAAUGUGUGGAACAUUCACCAAAAAGAGUGGAAGUCCAGCAAAGAAUGAGAAUUUGUAUGGACAGUGCCAGAUUGAGAAGAAUUUUAAUGCAAUAUGGAGAGUAUCCUGAUAAAUUCCGCUCUAUUAUUUGGAGAUCACUACUGGUUACUCCGAGAAAUAAAACAGCUUAUUCAGUUUUAGUUGAUAAAGGAAUUCAUCAUGCUUAUAAGGAAAUUGAGAAUCAAUUUACUAUUCAUAGCUCUGUUACUCUAAAGAACUUGAAAAGGCUUCUCUCUUGUCUUGCUCAUUGGUGUCCUUUAUUUGGAGUCAUGAAAUUUUUACCAAGUUUUGUGUUUCCAUUUGUAAAAGUACUUCAAAAAGAUCCACUUUUAUUGUUUGAAAGUGUGGCAACAGUGUUGUUAAAUCAAUGUCAGCUCUGGUUUGAAUAUGCUCCUUUCCCUCCAAUUAGUAUCUUAGCAAUGAUCGAGAAUAUACUAGCUGAACAUGACCAACAACUAUUAAAUCAUUUUUGUGAUUUAGGUGUAACAAGUCAAACAUAUGCAUUAACAAUUUUAGAAACCGCUUUCAGUGAAGUUUUGACCUGCUCAGAAUGGUUAAUACUGUGGGAUCACAUUCUUAGUAAUGAACCAGCAUUUAUGCUAAUGGCUGUUGUGUCCUACAAUAUUGUUCAAAAAAAUGCUCUUAGAAGAUUACAGAGUCAUGAGCAGCUUGAAAAAUUUUUCCACAUGCAAAACCCUAUAGAUAAAAAAUCUUUUUUAAAAAAAUCAUAUAUUCUACUAAAUGAGACAAGUGAUGAGAUACAUCCAAGAAGAUUUUUUAAAAAUUUUAUGGCUCUGGACAAAGGAACUUGCUAUCAACAAUUUACAGGCUAUCCUAAAGCAACAAUUUGCCUUAAAUUAGCCAAGAAAACAAGACAAAAAGCACAAAAAACAGAUAAAUAUAGUUUGAGAGAACUUACAAGAAGAACUCAGGAAAGAGAAAUAAAUAAAAAUAACUCGACUAAAAAUGAGUCUAUUGAAUUUGAAAAUAGCUCUGAAACUGAUUUGGAAGAAUAUGAUAAUUUUCUAGAUAGGCAAUCCAAAGGUGACAAGAAAAAUAAUCACAAUUGUCAAGGCAAUGGAGAUCAUAGUAAUGCAAUGAAAUAUGAUUUAUUAAAUAAUAUGCAUUACCCACCUAAUAAAUAUUCUCAUAAAAGUAAACAAAAAACUCACAAUAAAACAAGUAAAAGAGAGUGUACAGACUGUAAAGCCUCUUCACAUUCAAAAUCAAAUAAGAGAACAUCAGAAAAUAAACAUAUUUUGGAAAAGGAAGUUGAGAAAUUAAUCAAAGGUUAUAAAAACUCUGAUAGGUCUGAGGAUUAAAAAGUGGCAUAAAAAUAAAAAAA
Molecule: messenger RNA, 2614 nt
Organism: Vanessa tameamea
Lineage: Eukaryota; Metazoa; Arthropoda; Insecta; Lepidoptera; Nymphalidae
Product: TBC1 domain family member 31
Exons: 1
Coding region: 147-2591 (814 amino acids)
Cellular component (GO): centrosome
Molecular function (GO): protein binding
Source: RefSeq, a predicted model, not a curated record